CGUGUCCAGUCGACGAUGCGUCUCCGAAGAAACUCUGGCUCUACUCCAGGUCCAGUACAUAAGCUGCGAAGCUCAACUACGACAAUCACAUUCCACGAACUUCCGGCCUGGGCUCAAGACAACGAGUGGAUUGUCGGUGGCUAUCGCAGAAUCCAGAAUCGGUGGACCGGCUGUAUGAUAUCGGUUUUCGGAUACUUGCAUAACGAGACGGGCAAAAAAUCAGACAAUGCGCUAGUGAAUAUCCAUACUCACCUCGCCGGAGCUUUACUUUUCGUCUACUUCCUGGCCACUUUCCAAGAGGUUCAUUUGAAACAAUACCCGACCACCUGGAUGGACUCGCUCAUGCUCGGAAUAUUUCUUGCCUCGGCAAUAUUUUGCCUCUCAAUUAGCGCGACGUUUCAUACCGCUGCUUGUCAUUCUAAGGAGGUAUCCGCCCAGUGCCUUGCUCUCGAUUACUCUGGUAUAGUCUUCCUCACAGUUGGCUCAUUCUACCCAGCCGUACAUUUUGGUUUCUUUUGCUAUCCUCGUGUCAAGGCUUUCUACUUGCUCUUAUUAACCGCUAUCGGAAUGGGUGCUGCUUAUAUCGUCCUCAAUCCGCAAUAUUCUCGACCAACCCACAGAGGCGCGAGGACAGCAGUAUUCAUAGGGCUAGGUCUUUCUGGCGUCAUCCCAGCAUUGCAUGGCGUCCUGCACGAAGGCUUGUAUUCGAUUUUGGUGGAGCAUGGCGUGAGAUGGAUUCUGUUGUCCGGUGCUUUGUACAUCGGAGGGGGUUUGCUCUAUGCGAAUCGGAUUCCUGAGCGUUGGGCCCCAGGAAGAUUCGAUUACUUCUUCGCGUCGCACCAAAUCUUCCAUGUUUGUGUGGUGCUAGCGGUUUGCUCCCAUUAUAACGGGGUCUUGACGGGGUUAAGGCAUUCAUACUCUGAUCCUGAUGUCUGUGCAAAUGCUGUCAGUGCUAUAUAG
This is a messenger RNA of Mycena indigotica, 960 nucleotides long. Its product is annotated as Hemolysin-III channel protein Izh2. The record is from RefSeq and is a predicted model, not a curated record. The transcript is spliced from 7 exons. Gene Ontology annotation, cellular component: membrane. Gene Ontology annotation, molecular function: signaling receptor activity. NCBI's taxonomy places the organism in Eukaryota, Fungi, Basidiomycota, Agaricomycetes, Agaricales, Mycenaceae. Bases 16 to 960 code for a protein of 314 amino acids.